Stylophora pistillata is the source of this 3478-nucleotide messenger RNA. RefSeq names its product microphthalmia-associated transcription factor. Gene Ontology annotation, cellular component: nucleus. The record is from RefSeq and is a predicted model, not a curated record. Gene Ontology annotation, molecular function: DNA-binding transcription factor activity, RNA polymerase II-specific; protein dimerization activity; RNA polymerase II cis-regulatory region sequence-specific DNA binding. Lineage: Eukaryota; Metazoa; Cnidaria; Anthozoa; Scleractinia; Pocilloporidae. Gene Ontology annotation, biological process: regulation of transcription by RNA polymerase II.
CAAUUAGAGGCUAGUGUAUACGAAGCAAGAUGGAAGGUUUACGUUUAAGGUGAACUUUUCUGAAAGGAAGUCCGAGCUUGUUGCUAGAAGGGUUCAUUAUUAGCUCGUCCUCUAGGCCUAAAAUCCUAGCUUCAUUUCAAUAUAGAUUAUCAAGGCUUUCAAAUGAGUGAAUCAGGAGUGGAUCUCGACUUUGAUCUUCUAAGUCCCGACGACUUCGGUUCGCACGAAGAAGUGUUCGAUUUUUACAAGUUGAAGUCUAAGAUUCCGGAUCCUCCAAGUGACGUCUCAUCAGCCCUUGGGUUGCUGUUAGAUCGCAAGGAUCCAAUCAAGAACAUGUCAACCCCUAUUACACGGACAAAUUUCAAACAACAGCUGCAGCGUCAGCAGCUGGAGCAACAAGAUCAGUUGUUUCAGAAGCAAGGGCCUUCUGAUCUUAAAGCCCACUCACAAAGCAUAGCAGUUCCCAGGACAGCAUCUCCAACUGCACUGCCUCCUGAUGUUCCAACCAGUGUGCUUCAGGUCAAAACACAGCUGGAAAAUCCGACUCGCUAUUUCAUCGCACAAAAACAGAAGAGACAAGUGAAAGAAUAUCUGAAGAAUCAGGGCUCACCGUCUUCCGCUGGAGACUUGACGAUUGUUAGCAGUGCAAGCCAGCCCACCCUCAAUGCUAUUAAUCAACAAGCUGUGGCCGCCUUAUCUGCAAGUCGACUCAUGGGACAACCAGAGAGCCCAAUGGCAGUUAUGAGUCCGGAUGGAAACCAUCCAAGUGAAGUUGAUAAUUUGCUGGAAGACAUAAUAAGUCUGGAAUCAAAUCCUGUCGAAGAUGGUCUUACAUGGGACCCAAGUCUCACCUUAGGCUCGGUUCCACAGGUUGCCUCAGGCAAUGUUUUUGAUUUGUACAGUGGUCUGGGAAUGAAUGCCAUGAUCCAGGCCCCAGCUGCAUCAUCAUGUCCUGCAAUGAUCAAGCAAGAGCCACAAGAUUCAGUUCUUGACCCAAAUUUUGCUAAAGACAGGCAGAAGAAGGACAACCACAACAUGAUCGAGAGAAGAAGAAGAUUUAAUAUCAAUGAUAGAAUAAAAGAACUAGGAACUCUUCUUCCAAAGCAAGACUCUAGCGAUUCUCGGCAAAACAAGGGAACCAUUCUCAAGGCUUCUGUGGAUUAUAUAAGGAAGUUAAAACGAGAGCAAGAGCGCAUGAGACAGCUUGAGGAAGAAAAGAAGAACACUGAAGAAAUCAACAGAAGACUUUUGCUCCGAGUUCAGGAGUUGGAGAUGCAUGCUCGGGCACAUGGCAUUCCCACCACACCCCUCACCUCUGACACAACUACAGCACUAUUAUCCUCCAUUCUAACAGUAAAACCUUCAAGCGAUGGAGUGAAAAUUAAGCAAGAACCAGUGGACAGUGGGUGUCUAUCCAAUUCAUGUGGCCAUGAAAGCCAAGAAGCAAUGGAAGACUACUCCCUGCCUUCUUCAUGCAAUCCAAGCCCACGCUCAAACAGUAUGGAUGAUGACAUGACUGAUUGAGCUGGCAAAUAUUCUCUCUGCAAUAAACAGACAUGCUUAUCUGAAAUACGAAGGGUGGAAGGUCAGCACACUUGUGUUGGAUUAUAUGACCUCUUUCUUCAGGCCCCUGUAUUUGGAGCUCUCGCCUUGAAAAAGAAAGUUGUCAGGACAGUUCUUUACCUUGAAAAGAUAACAUCUUGCAGCCUUGCAGAUGUCAUAGAUGAAGAUGUGCAAAACUGAUCCAACUGAACAUUAUGACAGUAGCUUUAGUAUCAGUCAGCGGCAGACUAGUCCAACAUGUUGACAUGUAUCUAUGAGAUAUCACUCAGAAAAGAAUUUAGUAUUCUUGAGGACAUCUCUAUAUUUGUAGCCACUCACUGGGCUUGGUGUGACUAUACCAAAGCCUUGUCUGUAAGUUUGGCAGAGUAGUCCUGUUACAUACAUGUAUCUCUUUAGACCAUUUGUUGUGCCAUCUGUUGCAUGUAAAAUUCUUGAGGGCUAAUUUUGAUGGUGAAACCUUGCUUGCAACUUGCAUGGGGGUGAUUAAGUUCCUUUUUUUCUCAUUACCGGUGCACUGGUGACAAAAGGGAGCACAUUUUUAAAGUAUGUUUAAAAGAAUGCAACACCUUUAUGUCUAACAGGACAGUAUAUCCAAAGUUGUAUUAAUGGUCUGAUAUUCAGGCAACAGUUUUUGCUAUACAUGUCAGCCACAUACAACCAAAAUGUACCAUCAAAAUUGGCCCCUGUGAAUUUUCGAGUGUUAUGUUAGAAAUAAUUCAAAUCAUUUCAUUAACAUCACUUACUGGUUACUUGCACCUAUCACUGGGCAGGACUCUUGCUCUUGUGUAUUUCAGUGUUCAAUAAUGAUCAAACUAAAACUUCUCCAACAUGCAUUCAUACCAAAAUGAUAUGAAAAAAAAAAAAAGUAUUACUGUGAAACUAAGAAAAAUGUGAACACUUUGAUUUAAUUCUUAUAGGUGAAUUGUGUGCUCAUCAAAUCUGAUGAAAUCCAGGAUAUGUGUUCAAACCUCGAGACCACAAAGUUAUCACUGUUUUUUUUUUUUAUGCAGUUUAAUUUUUCAAUUCUUAAAUUUAUCUGGUGUUCACGGCUAUCUAGUUUCACAUCCAAAACAAAAACUUUUCUUAAGAUGCUAAAACAUGUUAGUGAAUGGCAGUGUGUUUAAGGUCCAUUUUAAUUCAUGUCGUUAUAUCUUGCAUAUAUUCAGUAUGUUAGCCAGAAGUUUUUUUUGUUUAUUUUUAUAUUUAGAACAAGCCAUUAGUUUUUCAAAGCUAUAGAUUGUUGACCCGGAAGUUCCAGUUGCAGUGAACAAUUUCCAACUUUUAAUUCUCACAACAUUUUUGUGAACAAUUUCUAAAAUGAUGACCAAUUAAAAUCAGCCUGCACUCUAGAUUGACUGAAAAAUUGGAUGGCUUUUGUCAAACGUGUUCCUGUUUGGGUUCAGAACACUGUUUGGUCUCUCAAGUUUUAUUACUUUUGCUUUUGAGCUUUAAAUUAUUAUGAAGUUCUUUAGAGGCAUGAGUGAAUACCACCCUUUGUUAAGUUUGGAACAGCAGUGAUUUAAAUUGGAAAGUGUUUGUUUUUUUUUUAACUCAAGAGUGAAGUGUGUAGUAUUUUGUUUUUGUUUUGGUUGAUGUAGAGCUAAAUCCUCGCAACCUAAAUAGUGUAAAAUGUUUGAGAAAGAGUGAGGAGAUUUUCAAUUUCAGCUUAGGGACUUGUGCAGGUUAACCAAACACUGUACAUAGAUGACGGGUGGUUUGAAGGUUUUUUGUUUCUUUUUUUGUUUUCCAUGACUAAACAUGCAUGAAGUUGUAGAAAUCAGGUUAUGCUCUCUUUAUUUUAAUCAUUUGCAAACGUUUGAAGUAAUCACUUGAUGCAUCUGUCUACAGAGUGGAAUGCAAAAUAACAUUCUUAAAUUGCCAUCUAAGCACUAUUAAAGAGGAAUUGAGAAAAUUU